Lynx canadensis (Canada lynx) is the source of this 1219-nucleotide messenger RNA. It is a transcript of the gene ASCL5, whose product is annotated as achaete-scute family bHLH transcription factor 5. Gene Ontology annotation, biological process: developmental process; regulation of transcription by RNA polymerase II. Gene Ontology annotation, molecular function: protein dimerization activity; RNA polymerase II transcription regulatory region sequence-specific DNA binding; DNA-binding transcription factor activity, RNA polymerase II-specific. NCBI's taxonomy places the organism in Eukaryota, Metazoa, Chordata, Mammalia, Carnivora, Felidae. The transcript has a single exon. Bases 278 to 850 code for a protein of 190 amino acids. The record is from RefSeq and is a predicted model, not a curated record.
AGAGGGCAGGGGUCCCCAGAGCCGUGCAGCGCCACUACUGGACUGGAGAGGGUGCCUGCUGAGUCCCUGCCAGGAGCCCCGCUAGGCCGCAACGAUGACUGGUGUUUGGGACACCUCGGAGGCCAUCCCACAGGGCAAAGAGAAGCCCUAACCAAUCCUCGUACCCCAGGGCCGUGGCUGGCGAUGUGACUCAUCCCCGUGGUCAGGACGGCGCAGACCCCAGGCAGGGGCGAUUCCCGGGGAGGGUCUCACUCUGGGUCCAGCUCCACGCGGCACCAUGAACAAUAACUUCUGCCGGGCCCUGGUGGACCGGCGGUCCCUGGCGCCCCCCAGCUGCAUGCAGUUGGGCGUCGUGCCCCCUCCGCGCCGGGCGCCCCUGCCCCCCGCCGAGCCCCUGGGCAACGUGCCCUUGCUGCUGUACCCAGGCCCGGCCGAGCCGCAGUAUUACGACGCCUACGCGGGCGUGUUCCCCUACGUGCCCUUCCCCGGUGCUUUCGGGGUGUACGAUUACCCCUUCGAGCCCGCCUUCAUCCAGAAGCGCAACGAGCGCGAGCGGCAGCGGGUCAAGUGCGUCAACGAGGGCUACGCGCGCCUCCGCGGCCACCUCCCUGGCGCCCUGGCGGAGAAGCGGCUCAGCAAGGUGGAGACCCUGCGCGCCGCCAUCCGCUACAUCAAGUACCUGCAGGAGCUGCUGAGCGCGGCCCCCGACGGCGCGCAGCCCGCGGGCUCCCCGUCCGACUGUCCGGGCGAUGGCGAAGCCCGGGGGCCCGCCUCCCUGGUGCCCGAGUCGUCCGAGUCUUCCUGCUUCUCCUCCUCGCCUUUCUUUGAGUCGGAGGAAUCCAGCCACUGAUCGGUGAUAGAGGGGGCACCACAGAGACCGGAGGAGCCCCGUCGGAGCAGUGAGGGCGCCGGGCCCCGGGAAGUUGCGGGUGCGCGCCGCGCCCGCUCCAGGCCUCAGGAGGGCAGCCCGGGACGGCCGUCCCUGGAUGGGUCUCCGUCUCUGCUUCAGCCCGCGGCGGGGUGGUGCACAACCCGCCGUGGUGGCCCUGCCCCGUCCUCUGUCGCCACAGGCGCAACCCUGUGUCUGCGACUCCCUAGGAGGCCAGCCGGUCUUUGGUUUGGAUGAGCCGUGCCCUUGCCGUCCACGAGAUGGCCUCAAACACUAGCGUCCACUUUGGGGGCUGGCCUGCCACCCCCGCCUCCCACCCCACCCCGAGAG